This is a messenger RNA of Trichomycterus rosablanca, 2297 nucleotides long. RefSeq lists its product as uncharacterized. The record is from RefSeq and is a predicted model, not a curated record. Lineage: Eukaryota; Metazoa; Chordata; Actinopteri; Siluriformes; Trichomycteridae. The transcript has 9 exons. The coding region runs from base 1 to 2232 and encodes 743 amino acids.
AUGGGGACAUCAUCUGAUACCAGUGAACACAAAAUAAUCAAGAGAAGUUUAGACAGCUUGUCCAGCAAUGGAGGAGGCCAACAGCCCAUCAUCCAAAGGAUUCCACAGAUCUCAGAUUCGGGAGGUGUUCAGUCCUCGUCAGACUCAUUGAAUAACAACUGGUUAAACUCAUGGCCGUCUGAGACCAAAACCGAGGUCAAAAUCUUUAGAGUGGGACCACAAGUCAUUGUCAGGAGGUACUGGUAUCCAUCUCUUGUUUUAGGAGUCCGAAACAACCCAAAGCCAAUCACGGCAUCUACAACGGCGACCAGUGAAUUUACAGGCAGUACGACUUCCACACCAGUUACACCAGUUAGUUCAUCAGAGCCAACAGUCACAGUGAUGACGACCACAUCAGUACCAAUCACCGAAAUAUCAUUAACUACUGUCACCCCCCAGACGCCUACAGAAAUGACAACAACACUGGCUAUAUUAACAGCUACAACACAAGCUACGACUGAAACAUCAGCAACCUCAGCAGUGGAUACAGCUACUACUAUAACAACCGAACUGCCAACAAUGUCACCAGCUUCCACCAUAAUGAAUACAGCUACAACAACCACGUCUCCAACAAUGUCACCAGCUUCCACCAUAAUGAAUACAGCUACAACAACCACGUCUCCAACAGUGUCAACUGCUCCAAUCGGUAACCCUACAGCAACUCCAAAGCCCCCAAUCGGUAAUCCUACAGCAACUUCAAAGCCCCCAAUCGGUAAUCCUACAGCAACUUCAAAGCCCCCAAUCGGUAAUCCUACAGCAACUACAAAGCCCCCAAUCGGUAAUCCUACAGCAACUACAAAGGCUCCAAUUGUUAAUCCUGCAGCAACUACAAAGGCUCCAAUUGUUAAUCCUGCAGCAACUACAAAGGCUCCUAUAGUUAAUCCUGCAGCAACUACAAAGCCUCCAAUUGUUAAUCCUGCAGCAACUACAAAGCCUCCAAUUGUUAAUCCUGCAGCAACUACAAAGGCUCCAAUUGUUAAUCCUGCAGCAACUACAAAGGCUCCAAUUGUUAAUCCUGCAGCAACUACAAAGGCUCCUAUAGUUAAUCCUGCAGCAACUACAAAGGCUCCUAUAGUUAAUCCUGCAGCAACUACCAAGGCUCCUAUAGUUAAUCCUGCAGCAACUACAAAGGCUCCAAUUGUUAAUCCUGCAGCAACUACAAAGGCUCCUAUAGUUAAUCCUGCAGCAACUACAAAGGCUCCAAUUGUUAAUCCUGCAGCAACUACAAAGGCUCCUAUAGUUAAUCCUGCAGCAACUACCAAGGCUCCUAUAGUUAAUCCUGCAGCAACUACCAAGGCUCCUAUAGUUAAUCCUGCAGCAACUACAAAGGCUCCAAUUGUUAAUCCUGCAGCAACUACCAAGGCUCCAAUUGUUAAUCCUGCAGCAACUACAAAGGCUCCUAUAGUUAAUCCUGCAGCAACUACCAAGGCUCCUAUAGUUAAUCCUGCAGCAACUACCAAGGCUCCUAUAGUUAAUCCUGCAGCAACUACAAAGGCUCCAAUUGUUAAUCCUGCAGCAACUACCAAGGCUCCAAUUGUUAAUCCUGCAGCAACUACAAAGGCUCCUAUAGUUAAUCCUGCAGCAACUACAAAGGCUCCUAUAGUUAAUCCUGCAGCAACUACAACUACACCAAAAACUACAAAAGCGACAACUACAACAAAGCCAGUCUUUACAGUCAAACCAAUCACAAAACCAGUCAUUACAGUCAUACCCAUCACAAAACCAGUCAUUACAGUCAUACCCAUCACAAAACCAGUCAUUACAGUCAUACCCAUCACUACUGAAAAGCCAGUGUCUCUGCGAUUCUCCCUUAACAUGACGUUUCAGGACGCCUACGCAGAUAACCUAUCAGCUGCUUUCCUGUCCUUUGCUAGAUGGAUUGAAGAACAGCUUAAUAUAAUAUUUCGAACGCAAUACAAAAACUUCAAGAGAUCCCAAGUCAACAAGCUGAGUAAAGGAUCUGUAGUCGUGUCCUCAACGUUGUUCUUCAAUGACACGGUACCUGAAAAAUUAAACAUCCAAAACACCCUGGAAACCAAGUGGGUGAAUACGUCAAGUCCAUUAGUAAACGGCAGCAUUUUUGUUGACACUAAUCCCUCAGCCAGCUUUGCACAUACAGUGACCUACUCAGCAACGACUCUCCUCUUCACAACUCUGCUUUUACUAUCAACCACUCUUUUCUUCUCGACAUAAUGUACAGAAAAGCCCAAUUCAGGACCAAAAGUCAUCAUCAUUAUCAUCAUAAAAAUCAAUUUACA